Molecule: messenger RNA, 2343 nt
Organism: Haliaeetus leucocephalus (bald eagle)
Lineage: Eukaryota; Metazoa; Chordata; Aves; Accipitriformes; Accipitridae
Gene: HIBCH
Product: 3-hydroxyisobutyryl-CoA hydrolase
Exons: 14
Coding region: 36-1193 (385 amino acids)
Biological process (GO): L-valine catabolic process
Cellular component (GO): mitochondrion
Molecular function (GO): 3-hydroxyisobutyryl-CoA hydrolase activity
Source: RefSeq, a predicted model, not a curated record
CCGAUGACGGCGAUCGACAGCGCCGGUGAGCCGCCAUGGCGGCCCGGGUACUGAGGCCGCUGCCCAGGCUGAAGCCAUUCAACAGACUGCAAGUGAUACUACAACAUUUGAAAAUGUCUAAGCAAACAGAUUCGACAGCUGAAGUGUUGUUGGAAAAGAGAGGAGGUGCAGCUAUAAUAACUUUGAAUAGACCCAAGGUUCUCAAUGCACUAACUCUUUCUAUGAUCCAACAAAUUUAUCCACAAAUAAAGACUUGGGAGCAAGAUCCUGAAACUUUUCUAAUAAUUAUAAAGGGAACUGGAGGAAAAGCUUUUUGUGCUGGGGGUGACAUCAGAGCUAUUGCAGAUGCAGGAAAAGUUGGAGAUAGACUGGCACGUGAUUUCUUCAGAGAAGAAUAUAUCCUGAACAAUGCCAUUGGCACUUGCAAGAAGCCAUAUGUGGCACUUAUCGAUGGCAUUACAAUGGGAGGGGGAGUUGGCCUCUCAGUCCAUGGACAUUUCCGAGUUGCUACAGAAAAGACACUUUUUGCAAUGCCAGAAACAGCAAUAGGCCUUUUUCCUGAUGUAGGUGGAGGAUAUUUCUUGCCAAGACUAUCAGGAAAGAUUGGCUAUUACCUUGCACUAACAGGAUUUAGGCUGAAAGGAAGAGAUGUCCUAAAAGCUGGCAUCGCUACACAUUUUGUAGAAUCUGAAAAGCUACCUGCCUUAGAGAAAGACCUGAUAGCACUGAAAUCUCCUUCAACAGAAAAUAUUGCAGACUUAUUGAACUCUUACCAUGUGAAGAGCAAAGUUGAUCAAGAAAAGGAGUUUGUACUUGAUGAACAUAUGGAGAAGAUUAACAGUCUUUUUUCAGCAAAUAGUAUGGAAGAAAUUGUUAAAAAAUUAAAGCAAGAUGGUUCUCCUUUUGCCAUUAAGCAGCUAGAGACUAUUAAUAAGAUGUCACCUACAUCCUUAAAGAUGACUCUCCGACAGCUCAGAGAAGGAGCUUCCAUGAGCUUACAAGAUGUACUCAUGAUGGAGUACAGACUGAGCCAAGCAUGCAUGAGAGGCCAUGACUUCUAUGAAGGGGUUCGAGCAGUGCUGACUGACAAAGACCAAUCCCCCAGAUGGAAGCCAGCUGCUCUAGAAGAAGUCAGUGAUGAAUUUCUGGACGAUUGUUUUAAGCCAUUGGGAAACAACGAUCUCAAGUUGUAAAGAUCAAGCCUAUUGAUAUCUUAUACAUCUGCUUAAUUCUAUGAUAUAAAAUUUAAUAGCAGUAUGAUAAAGCUUGACAAGACUCUUUUAGCUAGCCCGGGAUUUGUAAGUCUAAUUUUUUGCAUUCAGGAACAUGCUCUUUUGUUAUGCUGCCAUAAUGGCAAAAUAAUAAUAUCUCUGGUUAAUAAGGGGAAAAAUUACUUCAAGGCAAAUUGUUAUUUUUACUGCUUUACACAAUGAUUAACAUUUAAUUUCUGCAUCAACUCUUAGUUUAGGAGGAACCUUUGGGGAGAGAGCAUAGUUAAGGGAUGACCUAAUAAGCAAGAAGUCAGGAGACCUUUGUGUUCUUGUCUCUGUCACUGAUCUGUUAACUUGGGAUUGUGCCUUAGAUUCUUCUCUAAACAAUGAAAAUAAAAUAUACUUAAAGCUUUAAAACAGAGCUACAAAGGAAAGUGCAAGACGUGCUAAAUGCAUGGUGUUAAAUAGUCUUUUAAAUAAAAGGUCAGACUAACACAUUAUUAGUCUGAGAGCAAGGAAUUGUUCUAUUGAUUUAACAUUUGGUCAGUAUUCAGUCUUGCUAUGUGAUGCAGACAUUGUUUCAAAUGUCAUAAUAUUGCCAGAGCCUGGAGCACACUUCUGCUUGCUUGUAAAACCAAAUUUUUUAAAUGCCAUUAAGCUUGAUUGAUUGAACUGCAGAAUUAGUUUUUCAUUAUUUCAAAAAUUGCUAGUUUUUCCUGGUCUUACAGUGGUAAAGAAAGAACUGUCUCAGACCUUCCUCUGAAAACUAAGCAGCACAUUUCCUGUUGAUGUGAGUGAUUGUCUAAUGAUUUUAGUGGUAGAGGUCAGCCUGGCCCUAAUACUGCAAGUGGCUGGAGUUUAUCUAUACCAACUAGUCUGAGUUGCCAUUUGCUUGUGCCCAUGAACAUCCUGCCUGCUGGGUGGAAAAUUUGUGAAAAGUAGGGGGAACACAGCAAUACGUCCUGAAGAUAAUAGGGGAAAAGGUGAAAUAUCUGCUGCUACAUGGAUCGUAUAGGUUUUUAACACAACAUAUCCUAACAAAUGUAUUUGUUGGAAUCAAAAUUUAAAUAUACAUCAAAACCCCCUUGUUGUAUGUGCAUUAAAGGUUGCUGGGUUCUGAUACUAAUAAUAC